ACACUCCAAACCCUCUACCUCUUCGUCACCAUGUCCAAACCUUCUUCCUCUGAUCCUCUCCAACCACCACUCUUCGAUCCCAAGCAACCUUCAGUACCAAUUUCAUACCCAAUCAAAACCCUAGAGGAUCUCAAAACUCGCACCUACUUCAAUUCCUUUCACUAUCCUUUUAACAUUGCUUUGCUUCCAAUGUCAAAUCAAGCCGCUUCAUCAUCAUCAUCAUCAUCAUCAUCAUCAUUGCCUAAUAGGAGAAGAUUGUUGGUGUGUCAUGACAUGGCAGGUGGGUACUUAGAUGACAAGUGGGUUCAAGGGGGGACCAACCCUGAUGCUUAUGCAAUUUGGCAUUGGCAUUUGAUCGAUGUUUUUGUCUACUUUUCACACAAUUUGGUUACUAUUCCUCCUCCUUGUUGGACUAACACUGCUCAUCGCCACGGAGUUAAGGUGCUGGGUACUUUCAUCACCGAAUGGGAUGAGGGAAGAGCUGCCUGUGAUGUGCUGCUUUCAACAAAGGAGUCUGCUCAAAUGUAUGCAGAACGUCUGGUGGAGCUUGCUGUUACUUUAGGCUUCGAUGGCUGGCUAAUAAAUAUGGAGGUAAAUUUGGACCGAGGACAAAUUCCUAACUUAAAAGAGUUUGUAGAUCAUUUAUCGUCAUUGAUGCAUUCAUCUGUUCCUGGAUCGUUAGUGCUUUGGUAUGACAGCAUUACAGUUGAUGGUGAUCUGAAUUGGCAAGACCAACUAAACUAUUACAAUAAGCCUUUCUUUGACAUAUGUGAUGGGAUAUUUGUUAACUAUACGUGGAAGGAAAACUAUCCAAGCCUCUCUGCUGCCGUUGCAGGUGAUCGGAGGUUUGACGUGUACAUGGGAAUAGAUGUAUUUGGAAGGAACACAUAUGGUGGUGGACAGUGGAAUGUAAAUGUUGCUCUCGACGUACUAAGAAAGGAUGAUGUAUCUGCUGCUAUAUUUGCUCCUGGAUGGGUCUAUGAAACAAAGCAACCACCAGAUUUUGAGACUGCUAAUAACAGUUGGUGGGAUCUUGUGGAAAAGUCAUGGGGAGUAUUGCGUAAGUAUCCUGGAGUAUUACCGUUCUACACAAAUUUUGAUCAGGGACGCGGUUAUCAUUUUUCAAUGGACGGAGACCUUAUGUCGGAUGCUACUUGGUGCAACAUUUCUUGCCAAGGCUUUCAGCCGCAUCUCAAUUUUGCUGACUCUACAAAUCCUAUUCAAGUUUUUACAGACCUGAAGGGAUCAUCUUAUAGUGGAGGAGGGAACAUUACAUUCAAAGGAUCUCUUGAAGAGCAUGCUCACUUUGAGAAGAAAAUCUUUGAAGCGGAGUUUGUUUUGAGCGAGUUGCCUAUCCACUUAACUUAUUCUGUGAAAUCUGAUGGCAAUUCUUCGCUGGGACUUAAGCUUGCAUUCGCUUCCUCCACCAACAAAAGAGAGUAUAUACUUCUUGCAUCGCAACCGUUGAACAAUUUCUCUGGAAAAUUCAGCAAAGCAAUCAUUACAAAUGGAAAUAAAGGAUCUUCACCUGGAUGGGUUAUAAAUGAAGGUACAAUCGCAAUGAACGGAUACACACUAGCGGAAAUCCAUGCAGUGUGCUAUAGAUGCGAUUCUCCAUCGAAUAAGUUGAGAUGGCUAUACGGUUCAGAUAGCAGCGAUAGUUUUUCGGCUUCUACGUCAGAUUAUUUCGCAAGCCUUGGUCAUAUCUCAAUCCAGACAUUAGAAUACAAGUCAGAUUUUCCUGUGGCUUCUUCGUGGCAAGUCGACGCCAAAUACAUGAAAUGGACGCCAGGUCCUCAGGGCUCAAAGAUCCUUAGUCUUCAAAUUUCUUGGGAACUGAAAGACGGAAAGAACCAUCAAUUCAGAAGCUACAAUGUUUAUUUGGUGAAAUCGUCAAAACAAGAAGGUACAAGUUCAAGAUUGGAACAUGUGAAGGAGUACCUUGGAGUGGCACAAGCAAAAUGUUACUAUGUUUCUGAGCUUAAAGUUCCUUCUGGAACUUAUAGCCUCAAAUUUAUAAUACAAGUGUGUGGUGAUGAUGGAACAUUGCAGGAAUUGGACGAGUCUCCAUAUUAUGGAUUGGAGGUUGAAGGUCCUCAAAUUAGUAUUACAAUGUAACAUUAUUUGUACUAUAAGGGAAUGUAUGUUGUAUAUUAGUAUGAUGCAGCAGCAAGCAAUAAAACUUCCAUUUAUUA
This is a messenger RNA of Arachis ipaensis, 2195 nucleotides long. Its product is annotated as cytosolic endo-beta-N-acetylglucosaminidase 1. Gene Ontology annotation, molecular function: mannosyl-glycoprotein endo-beta-N-acetylglucosaminidase activity. Gene Ontology annotation, biological process: protein deglycosylation. Lineage: Eukaryota; Viridiplantae; Streptophyta; Magnoliopsida; Fabales; Fabaceae. Gene Ontology annotation, cellular component: cytoplasm. The record is from RefSeq and is a predicted model, not a curated record.